Molecule: messenger RNA, 1423 nt
Organism: Rhodamnia argentea
Lineage: Eukaryota; Viridiplantae; Streptophyta; Magnoliopsida; Myrtales; Myrtaceae
Product: probable E3 ubiquitin-protein ligase LUL4
Exons: 4
Coding region: 1-1278 (425 amino acids)
Biological process (GO): protein ubiquitination
Molecular function (GO): ubiquitin protein ligase activity
Source: RefSeq, a predicted model, not a curated record
AUGGGUCUCUCGUGGAGCAAAUUCACCAGGCACCACCAGAGCUCUCAAUUACCGCCGCCACAGCCACAGCCACAGCCGCCGCGGCCGCCGCAGCACCAGCAGCAGCAGCCGCCGCCACGACCUCUGCCAUCUUCAUCGCCGCGGCCGCCGCAGCACCAGCAGCAGCAGCCGCCGCCGCGACCUCUGCCAUCUUCAUCGCCGUCGCCGCUACCACCGCCGCUUCCUCCUCCCGCUCCACCUGCUCCUCCUCCUCCUCAGGCCUACUGCUACAACCCUUACCCUGCGCCUCCGCACCCUCCGCCGUACGUGCCGGCUCCGCGGCCUCCGAUCCCGCUCCAGUUCGGCCCUUACGUUCCACACCCGCCCUCGAGCUCCCGCACUUACGCGCCUGUCCCGGUCAAUUGCUACCCUCAGGCUCAGCUCCAUCCUCACUACUCGCAGUUCCUCGGUUACUACGGCAACGGCGCGUGGGCCUCCGGCGGCCCGGUGCGACCCGUUGCCGCGGCGGCGCCACCGCCGUACGUUGACCACAAGACGGCGAAGAAGGUCAAGAACGACGUUAACGUGCACAAGGACACGAUCAAGCUCUUGCUCGACGAGCAGAGCUCGGAUUCACACCUGGUUUCGUUCACUUUCGAUGCGCUUGUGGAUGGCAGUAUUACCAUACUUUACUUUGCUAAGGAAGGGGACAACUGCACUUUUAGUCCUAUAUAUCCUGAGAUGCAUGCACCCAAAAAAAUUCCAUUUCAGAAGGGAGUGGGCCAGAAGUUCUGUCAACCUUCCGGAAGUGGCAUUGACCUUGGUUUCUUUGAUGUGGACGAGCUUUCGAAGCCCUCCCAAAAUGAAGAUGUUUUCCCUCUUGUUAUUUGUGCUGAAACAAAUGUACCAUCUCCCGUGGAUGAGCAGCCCAAUCAGUCUUCGCCUGCAUCAUCUUCCCAGGCUCAGAUUACUCUUGCAGUCCUAGAGAAAAUUGAUGAGGGCAAUUUUCGAGUGAGAGUCGUUAAGCAAAUCUUGUGGGUUGAGGGAGUUCGUUAUGAGCUUCGUGAGAUAUAUGGAAUUAGCAAUGCAGAAGACACUGCCUUUGAGGACACUGAUCCAGGAAAAGAAUGUGUCAUUUGCAUGACUGAGCCAAAGGAUACAGCUGUUUUGCCUUGCAGACAUAUGUGUAUGUGCAGUGAGUGUGCGAAAGAGUUGAGGCUCCAAUUCAACAAAUGUCCAAUAUGUCGCCAGCCGAUUCAGGAACUCCUUGAAAUAAAAGUAGAUAAAGCACCGUCAUGAGCAAGGUUCUUUUCUUUCCGAAGAAGCCACAUGACUUGUUACCGGUGGUGUUCAUAUAGCUUUCUUGUAUCAUAAUGCUAGCAAGCAGCUUCCGUUGCUUGUGGAAGCGGUUGUUCAUACAAACGAUUCUUUCAUCUUUUGGGGG